AUGGAGCACAACAUGCACGUGAAUGCGCCGCCUUUGCAUCAUUGGGGCUACGGCAGUGCUGGCGGACAUGCUACGGCUCAGAGCCACUGGGUGCCGCCGCCACAAAGCCACAGCCAUCAGAGCCAUCACUCGCACAACAGUCUGAAGCGUGCGCUCUCCGAGAGCGACUGCGACGAGCUCUACUCCGAGGAAUCCUCAAAAGAACAAAUCUCUCCCAGUGGCACAGGCAGCUGCCAGCUCAUGAGCCGCAAAAAGCGUCGCGGCGUCAUCGAGAAGAAACGUCGCGAUCGCAUCAAUUCUUCGCUCACAGAACUCAAGCGCCUCGUACCCUCAGCCUAUGAGAAACAAGGCUCGGCUAAGCUGGAGAAGGCCGAGAUUCUGCAGCUCACCGUUGAGCACUUGAAGAAUCUGCAAUCAAAAACUUUGGACUCGCUGAGCUAUGAUCCUCAACGCGUUGCCAUGGACUACAGUAUUAUUGGUUUCCGCGAAUGCGCCGCCGAGGUAGCGCGUUAUCUGGUGACCAUUGAGGGCAUGGAUAUACAGGAUCCGCUGCGCCUGCGCCUGAUGUCGCAUCUGCAGUACUUUGCCCAGCAGCGUGAGCUUUCAGCCAGCGGCGGCUACCAGCCCAGCUGCGCGGCCACGCCCUAUCAGAGCUACGGACCCACGGGCAAUGCCAGCGCCUAUGUGCCCAGCAGCAGCGUUUACUUGAAUGCUUCGCCACAGCACUUGAGCCGCUCCAGCGUUUCGGCCAACAGCGUACCUGGCGCAGCUGAAGCGCAUCCAGUCGUCAUUGCUUCACAUGAGCCAAGAACAGAGUCCACGCCGCAGCAGCAGCAGCAACAUCAACAGCAGCAGCAACAGCAACAUCAGCAGCCAACACAGCAGCAGCAGCAACAGCAACAGCCACAACAACAACAGCAACCACAAACGAAUCAACAUUAUACACAGGAGCACAGUGGGCAUGCGGAGCAGCCGCAGACGCAACAGGUGCCCACCUACAUAGAGCUAACGAACACUCAACAGCGCAACGAGGUGCCCCUGCCCACGAUAACAGCUGAGAGCUUAAGUUACAGCAGCGCACCGCAAUAUCCCGUAGGCGGCAGUCAGGACUAUAACAAUGCCAGUGCCCUACAGUAUGCUGCCGCUAAUGGUGCCAAGCCCUAUAGGCCCUGGGGUGCGGAAAUGGCCUACUAG
Molecule: messenger RNA, 1194 nt
Organism: Drosophila busckii
Lineage: Eukaryota; Metazoa; Arthropoda; Insecta; Diptera; Drosophilidae
Gene: Hey
Product: hairy/enhancer-of-split related with YRPW motif protein
Exons: 3
Coding region: 1-1194 (397 amino acids)
Biological process (GO): regulation of neurogenesis; regulation of transcription by RNA polymerase II; anterior/posterior pattern specification
Cellular component (GO): nucleus
Molecular function (GO): RNA polymerase II cis-regulatory region sequence-specific DNA binding; protein dimerization activity; DNA-binding transcription factor activity, RNA polymerase II-specific
Source: RefSeq, a predicted model, not a curated record